AUGACCAGAAGCCCCAUGAUCAGUCGCGUCCUCGGAUCCUCGCUCACGCUUCAGUUGAGAGUUCGAUACCUUGUCCAGCUCGGUCGUUUGUGGUUGAUUCUGCUGUUGCUGCUGAUUUAUCGAGACGUCAGUCGCUACAUCCCCGUCUGUCUGUUCCAGCUCGGCGGUUUUGUUGCCCUUCUCACCCUUCCUUUCCUUGUUCGCCGACUUCUUCUUCCGUUUCGCCUCGAGCAUAUCCCGCUUCUGCUGCUUGCGAGCAUUCUUGUCCAAGCUGCCAAUGACUUGAUUCUCUUUGCCGCAGGGCCAUUUAGCCAGGGCGGCGGCCUCAUCUUCGGCGGUCCACUCGCGCGGCAGCACAGCAAAUGUCAGGUACGACGUGUGGGUCCUGACAUCAGCCUCGGCAUCCGCGUCUUCGAUGUCGGGAUCGUGUAUCGCCUUUUGAUGCUCCCGGACCCGCGCCUCGAUCUUCCUCAGCCUGGCGACCGACUCGUCAACGUCCGCUGGGGUCUGCGCCAUGCCGCGUUCGGUUGCGACAGUGAGCCCGAUCUUUUCGCGAUUGACAUUGAUGCGCUUGUUGGCGACCUCGACGGUCUCAAUGUCCAUCCAGCCCAGUUGGCGCAUUGUUGA
This is a messenger RNA of Pyricularia grisea, 627 nucleotides long. RefSeq lists its product as uncharacterized. The coding region runs from base 1 to 627 and encodes 208 amino acids. Lineage: Eukaryota; Fungi; Ascomycota; Sordariomycetes; Magnaporthales; Pyriculariaceae. The record is from RefSeq and is a predicted model, not a curated record. The transcript is spliced from 2 exons.